Molecule: messenger RNA, 1001 nt
Organism: Cynara cardunculus var. scolymus (artichoke)
Lineage: Eukaryota; Viridiplantae; Streptophyta; Magnoliopsida; Asterales; Asteraceae
Product: deSI-like protein At4g17486
Exons: 4
Coding region: 232-879 (215 amino acids)
Biological process (GO): protein deubiquitination
Molecular function (GO): deubiquitinase activity
Source: RefSeq, a predicted model, not a curated record
AAAAAAAAUUUCCCAUUUUACCCUUUCCUUUUGCUUUCCCUAUCUGGCAACCUGAAAAUAAGUUCCAAACUCUCAAUCAAUGCUUCCUCUUACUCCUCCGAUAUAGAAUCAAACCCUUUUCGAUUUGAGUGUGUGUGUGUGUGAGUGUGUGUUCGUUUCUCUAGCAAAAGUUAAUAAUCCCUGAAACGAACAAUCUUUUUGAAAAAGAGAGAUUACUUUUUCAUUCAGCAAAUGGGGCGAGAGAGUAACUCAACGAGCCCAGAAAAAAGUCAUAGCAACAUGGAUACACAGGUUUUCUUGAAUGUAUAUGAUCUUACUCCUGUUAAUGCUUACAGCAUCUGGUUGGGUUUUGGCAUCUUUCAUUCGGGUAUUCAAGUGUACGGUAUGGAAUACGGGUUUGGAGCACACGACUUUCCGAUUAGCGGGGUGUUUGAAGUCGAACCGAAGAGUUGCCCGGGUUUUAUCUACAGAUGUUCAAUACCGUUAGGGCAAGUAAGCAUAUCUCCGACGGAGUUCAGGAAUUUCAUAGAGACGGUGGCUUCAGAGUAUCAUGGGGACACCUAUCACCUCAUUUCCAAGAACUGCAACCAUUUUACGGACGACAUCUCCCAAAGAUUAACAGGCAAAAGCAUUCCCGGGUGGGUCAAUCGACUCGCCAAAGUAGGUGCGGUUUGCAGUUGUCUCCUUCCCGAAAGCCUUCAAGUAACCACGGUUAAACAGCUGCCGGAGUAUCAUAAUUGCGAAGAAGACGGGAGCGGGUCUAUGUCAACGUCUACGGCUCAAGAAGCGGGAGAAUACGAAGACACGGAGCAAGACAAACGGCUACUCUCACCGCAAGCGUCGGGCGAAGUAGCUUUUAUUAGAGAGGUUGCUAGAUAGGUGGAAUAUUUUGCCUUAUGUUUGUUGUAUGUAUUUUUUAAAUGAUUUGAUUGUUUGGGACUUCCUAUUAUUACAUAUGGUGUAAACAAUAAGAUUUAUUAAAGAUUAGGAGUGUGCGUAUA